Molecule: messenger RNA, 1428 nt
Organism: Hydra vulgaris (swiftwater hydra)
Lineage: Eukaryota; Metazoa; Cnidaria; Hydrozoa; Anthoathecata; Hydridae
Source: RefSeq, a predicted model, not a curated record
CACCAUAGUUAAUAGACUUAAACUGGUUUGGAAACACGGAAUUUAGCGCAACAAAAACAAUAUUAAGUUGAAAAUGCAAUCACGUGACAUUGACCGUGCACAACAUAUAAAUAUACAAUGGCUGUUGAAGGAGGAAACUGUGAUAAUAUAUGUGAUAAUGAAUUUAUAAUGCUUUUGGAAAUCUUUGAAAAAGAUCACGAACUUGAAAAUUAUACUGAAACUAUUUUAGAAGAUCUUAACCCUGGAAUGUACCAAUGUGAUGUUUGUGUCAAAGUUUGUAAAAGUAAAGGAGGGCUGAAAUUGCACAAUUCUAAAAAACACCCUAACAACGAUAUAGCUACUGGGAAUGCUAACAGUUCAGAAUUAAACUUUAACAUCGAUAUUUUGUUUUCAUUAAUACAAAAUGUGUUUUGCAAGAUUAUGGAAAGCUCCUUUUAUGGCAAACAAAAUAUUGAGCAAGUUAAAACUCUUCAGAUUAAUUUAGUAAAAGAUGAGAUUCAGUUUAAUAGAAUAAUUGAAAGCUGCACUAAAAUUUGUUCUAAAAGUUUAAACGAGUUUUAUGCAAGUUAUUUUGGAAACGUAGUAAUCCAUAGUAAGAAAAUUUUAAAUUGUGGUGAUGAUUAUGAAGAUGCUGCUACAUUAGUAUUAAGUAAACUUGCAGAUAGUAUAUCAGCUUAUUAUAAAAAAAAUAUAUCCAUUGUUAAUAACAAUCAGACAUUAAUUACACCUAUAAUAUGUGAUAAGCAAAAGUAUGCAUUGCAAUAUCUUGGAGGUUAUGUUAUUCAUAAAAUUUAAAAAAAAAUUCAAAAUUCUCGAACUAAUAAUGCUCAACUACAACAAACAGUGUCUAUAUUAAAAAGCUGUCGAAAUGAAACAAAAAAUAUAACUGACCAAAAGCUUGUCAACACUCUUAAUCGUGGUGGACUUACUGCCAUUACAAUUGAGUUUGAACAUAUUUUAUUUAUAGCAGAAAAAAUAUUUCUUUUAUAUACAGAACAGUCCAAGCUUACUAAAAAUAUAGACAUAGAUUUUUUAAUUAAAAAAACACUCUGUGAUAAAGAUUUGGAUGAAUAUUACAGGAUUAUUAUUGAAAAAUGUGAUUUGAAAAUUGAAAAAGAUAGUCAAAAAUCUACAUUGCCUUUAAUGCUAGCUUUAUAUUUUCAAGUUCGAUGUCAUUCGUUUGCUAAGGACAUUGUUAAUAAGCAUAAAGCAAAAAAAACAAAAACAGGAGAACAAUCAAAGAAAGGAUUACGCAAAAACAUGAAACAAUCAUAUAGACUAAAAGAAAACCUAAAAAAAACAUAAAUGUUUUUCGUUUUUUCUAUUCUAAAAAAGUUUAUUUUACAAAAGUAAAAAUCGACUUUAUAUAUUUGCAGUCAAAGAAAAGACUUGUGUUAUUUGCUCAUUUAUAUUCCUUUUAUCUUUUUA